Molecule: messenger RNA, 1829 nt
Organism: Lingula anatina
Lineage: Eukaryota; Metazoa; Brachiopoda; Lingulata; Lingulida; Lingulidae
Source: RefSeq, a predicted model, not a curated record
CAACCCCAGCCAUGUGCAGCAGUGGUGUUCGCAAAUGCAGAAUUUUUUGAGGUUAUAUAUAUUCAGUUUUUGUUAUUAUUAUCGGCAAGAAAAGCAUUCAUACAGACUCCUAGCACAUAAAAACGUUUUAUAAGUAUGCUGUAGACGCAGGAUCGAAUCAAAUUAUUAGACUCACCAGCCAGAUGCGACUGUGUGUCAAUGAUGGUGGGGUAAUGGUCCUCAACAGUGCAGUUUUCAGAGUGACAUGGCUUGGUACGGAAAGGAUGCAAUUGUUGCAACAACCAGCAAUGCGUACAGUGGUACAUGGCAGCCUGGUGACCAGCCAACCCUGGCACAAACUGGGGCUAGCUCACAGGGACUGAAGUCAUGGCCACAGUCCACAAGUGAGCAAAAUAUAGGUGCAAUAGGAACGGGUUCCUGGAUUGUACAACAACCUGCCCAGGGGAGUGCUGCCAAUUUACUCGGAGUGCCUGCUCAAAAUCCAAGAUUUCCAGCACCAGUUUCUGGGUCUUGUGCCUCUAUGAGUACCCCACCAAUUAUGAACACUGAUCAAUUAUCCAUUAGUUCUUCGCUGAUGGCUGUUCCUCCAGUGCAAAGUAAUGACAUGUUAAAAUUUCCACAACCCAAUAUAUCAUGCAACACAGGGGUGCCAUUAGCACCUGGAGGUGGAUUUGAAAAAACUCUGACACCCCCGUCCAAUAUUUACAUGUCAGAGACUUCUGGUGGCAGAAUAGUGGACUGGCAGCAUAGUAUUCCCAAUGUUAUGCCGUGGGCAGCUAGAGCACCCUCUUCAUUGAGUUAUGUCAAUAUUGAUUGUGAAAGCAGCAGUCUUGGAGGACGGCAGUUACAGAAGAAACGCAAGGCUGAUGAUAUGGAAUUUCCGCAACCCCCAGGAAAAGAACAAGCUACUGAAGAAAAAAUGACAGCCAGAAUGAAUGAGCUGACCCUGGAUGCUUCCAUUUCUCCUGCUGUCCAAGUAUCAGAGACUACAAUUAUGGAGUCAAGCACAAGUGAUGAAAAGGAAAAAGAAGAACAAGAAAAGAUGAGAGUUGAAGUAAACAUUUCACCAGAAGUGCUGAGGUCUAUAGAAAGAGACAAACCAUUGCUUCCAAGGAAGAUUCUAGAGCAAAUAAUGGUGGCAGAGUUACCUCCUUCCAUGGAAAUGGUGCUGUGGCAGCCUCCAGGAGAUUUCAUCAAAAAAGUUGUGAGAAAGGACAUACAGCACAGAAAAGCUGCAAACACAGGCAGGAGCACGUUUGCUGAAGGGACCUGCCCACUGGCAUCUGAAGGGCUUCCUUGUGACUUUCACAUGGCUGACAUUUCUGUGCAAUCAAAGGGUGCUGAUAUGUUAGAUGCAGAGGAGAUGGAGAAUGACAUGGAUUUACAGUGAAGCUAUGUGCUGUGAAUUUGUGAAGUACUUCAUAGUAGUCAGGUAGCGGACAGAGAUUGGCAUGGAAUAUAUAGUUACAUGAUUAGAACUUUAUCAUGUGAUGUCUAUGAAGAUUAUGACAACUACAGACUUUUUGAUUAUAUUCAUUUUUUACGACAGAAAUAUGAAGAACAGAAGUAGCAAGAUCAGCUAGAAUUUCCUUAGGAUGAAAUAUGAUGUAAAGAACCUGAUGUAAAUGUCUAUGGAGACAUGGUCCCAAUUAUUUGACAAAUAACACCAGAUAUGAAAUCUUCGUCAUUUUUAUAAGCAUUGGGGUACUAACUAUUUGACAGUUUUUAAAUGUAAUUUUUUUAAAGCCAUUAUCAAAUUACUUUUGAAGGUUUACUUUUUUACUGCUUGAAAACAUUUGUUUUGGAAGAUGUAUUAUGUAUUAAGGACU